Sphaerulina musiva SO2202 is the source of this 1401-nucleotide messenger RNA. RefSeq names its product thiolase. Lineage: Eukaryota; Fungi; Ascomycota; Dothideomycetes; Mycosphaerellales; Mycosphaerellaceae. The record is from RefSeq and is a predicted model, not a curated record. Gene Ontology annotation, molecular function: acetyl-CoA C-acyltransferase activity. Bases 1 to 1236 code for a protein of 411 amino acids. Gene Ontology annotation, cellular component: peroxisome. Gene Ontology annotation, biological process: phenylacetate catabolic process; fatty acid beta-oxidation. The transcript has 2 exons.
AUGGCAGCCCAGCGCGUAUCCCAGAUUGUAUCCCAGUUGAAUCCUCUGGCCAGUCCUGUCGACAAGAUCACCCAAAAGAACCCCGACGAUGUAGUCAUCACGCUUGCGAUCCGGACUCCUCUGACCAAGGCUGGUCGCGGUGCCAUGAAAGACACGGGUCUCGACGAGAUGGUCUUCAAGCUGCUCGAGCAAGUCAAUGCCCGCUCCAAUCUCGAUCCCAAGCACGUGGAAGAUAUCUGUCUGGGGAAUGUUCGUGAGGGCAGCGCCGCCUACUACGUACGAGCAGCAGCCCUGGCAGCAGGCUUUCCUCACACCUGUGCUGCCUCUGCCAGUGCCCGUUUCUGCUCUUCGGGCCUCACUGCCACGCAGCACAUUGCCACCUCUAUUCAAACAGGCAUCAUCGAGUGUGGAAUUGCCGUGGGCGCAGAGCUGCUCAGUGACAACCGUCCCCGACUGGAGCGACCGUUUGCGGAUGAGAUUAUGGCCAAUGCCGAGGCCAAGGACUGCAUGAUUCCCAUGGGUGGUACUUCGGAGAUUGUCGCCCAAGAGUUCAACAUCAGCCGUGAGAAGCAAGACGAAUAUGCAGCCGAGUCCUACCGCCGUGCCGAAGCCGCCGAUAAAGCAGGCCUCUUCCAAGACGAGCUCGUCCCCAUCACCGUCACUCUAAAUGGCCAAAAAACAACCAUUUCCAAAGACGAAAUUCGCUACGGCACCACUUACGAGAAAAUCUCCAAACUCCCCGGUGCCUUUCCACAAUACGGUAACCGCAGUACCGCCGGCAACAGUUCCCAAGUCACAGAUGGCGCCGCAGCCCUCCUUCUCAUGAAACGUUCCAAAGCCCUCGAACUCCAGCAACCCAUUCUCGCCAAAUACGUCGCCACCACUCUCGCCGGUCUGCCCCCACGCAUCAUGGGCAUCGGCCCCUCCAUCGCCAUUCCAAAACUUCUCGCGCAAUUCCACCUCGAUCUCCAUCGCGAUAUUGAUCUCGUGGAAAUUAAUGAGGCGUUUGCUUCCAUGGCUGUGUAUUGUCGCGAUACACUGCGUCUGGAUUGGGAGAAGAUGAAUCCGAGAGGUGGUGCGAUUGCUCUUGGUCAUCCGUUUGGUAUGACGGGUGUUAGACAGAUUGUUACGGGGUUGAGUGAGGCUAGACAAAGGAAGAAGAGGGUGCUGCUGACGAGUAUGUGUUUGGGGACGGGUAUGGGUAUGGCUGGGUUGUUUGUGAAUGAACAGGUUUGAGGAUUUGGAUGAUGAGUGAUGAAUGAUGAAUGAUGGGAAUGUGGAAGCGUCGAGGAUGAUCAAGAGGGUAAGGUACCUACCUAGGCCAAACGAAGGGGAUUUCCGUAUUUUUUAAAUUUUUGGGGAAGAAUCAUGAAUUGAUGUAUCAGAGACUGCGUGCACUAU